AUGCACGUCAAGGCCUUGUGCACCCUCGUGACCUCCGCGGUCUUCUUCGAGUUGGCACUCGCAAAAGACUCGCGUACCUUUGCCGUGAACCAUUUCUACGGCAAUGGUCCCCUGACAAUGGGCCGUAUGGAUCCGAUCAUGAACCCCGGAGAGGCGGCUUCACACUCGCACGCCAUCCAGGGAGGAAGCAAUUUCAACCUCACCAUGACAGACGAUGCCCUGCUGGACUCCAACUGCACCUCAUCCCUCGUCGAUGCCGACAAGAGCAACUACUGGACUCCAUCGCUAUACUUCCAAGCCGAUAAUGGUAGCUUCCUCUCGGUCCCAAUGUUCUACAUGAAUGUCUACUACUUCUUCGAGCCAACCGACGACGAGAUCAAAGCUUUCCCUGUCGGUCUGCGCAUGUUCAUCGGUAACAGCUCCCUACGUACACCACCCCCAGGCGGUGCCGCCAAUGUCCUCGACACGAACCAGGGAACUAUCCAACCUGUCCAGUUCACAUGCCCCCGCUCUUCUUAUGAUGUGCCUUCCUACCCACCGGAUUCGGAUGGACUCCACGGUGUCGGUAUUCAAGAUCCAAACAAUGCUGGUGCUGGCGCUGGCUUCCCGGAUAUGAACUGUGAUGGCUAUGCGUCGCCCCUGCGUGCCGAUAUUCAUUUCCCCUCGUGCUACAAUCCUGAGGCUGGGCUUGAUGACUACAAGACAAACAUGGUCUUCCCUAGUAGCAAGGGUACCACUGGUGGCAAGGCGAACUGUCCACCUGGUUGGAUCCACGUUCCCCAUAUCUUCUACGAGGUGUAUUGGAACACACCGCUGUUUGCCGAUAUGUGGACCCAGGGUACUGGCUCGCAGCCUUUCAUUCUCAGUAACGGUGAUCGGACGGGGUAUUCGCUUCAUGGUGACUUUAUCGCUGGCUGGGAUGAAUCGGUCUUGCAGAAGAUUAUUGAUAACUGUGAUGCUGGGGAUUCUGGAAUGGACAAGUGUGCUGAUGCUGGUUUCAUCAAUGACGCCUCAACUACAUGCAACAUUCCCAACCUAGUCCCCGAGCAGAUCGCUGGUGUUCUUGAGAAAUUGCCCGGCAAUAACCCGCCUACUGGAUGGGGCCAGGGUGCUGAGGCCGCUACCCAAAACGCCGCUGCUACUCAAGAGACCACUUCUACCCAGGAGGCAACCGCUACUCAAGAGACCACUGCUCCUCAAGAGGCUGUCGCUACGCAAGAGACCACUGCUACUCAAGAGGCCGCCUCUACUCAAGAGACCACUGCUCCUCAAGAGGCUGUCGCUACACAAUACACCACCACUACUCAAGAGGCCGUCGCUACGCAAGAGACCACCACUACGCAAUACGUCACUACUACUCAAGAGGCUGCUACGCAGGAGACCACCGCUACUCAAGAUAUCGAGAGACACAUUCAUGAGCACUGGCGCCAGCACUUGCAUGAGCACUUGCAUGGAUACCAUGCUUAA
Molecule: messenger RNA, 1467 nt
Organism: Penicillium psychrosexuale
Lineage: Eukaryota; Fungi; Ascomycota; Eurotiomycetes; Eurotiales; Aspergillaceae
Product: DUF1996 domain-containing protein
Exons: 2
Coding region: 1-1467 (488 amino acids)
Source: RefSeq, a predicted model, not a curated record